GUUCGGGCACAACAAAUGUAGGGUUUUCUUCAGAUCCCCUCUAGUGGCUCCAGUGUAAGUGCGUGUUUCGAUGCUGCGCGGAGCGUGCGGACGGAGGCCGUCAGUAUCUGCAUCUCGCGCACCAGCACCACACACAUACAGCAUCUCCAUCUCGACGCUCCACCUGCCUACAUCAACAACCCGAAUUCAAAAGUCGGUGAAGCCAAUUAAAAGCGCAGAAGUUAAAUUUGGGCUACUGAAAAGUGAAAUAAUCCUUUAAAGAUGGUUAAACUGGGUAGUAACCUACAAGACAAAGGAGCAAAAGCAGUGAGCGUUGAGGAUGGCUUUCAAAACGUCCCCCUCAUCACACCCUUGGAUGUUACUAAUCUUCAGUAUCAAGCCCCAGACAAGGUGGUGGUGAAGACACGGACUGAGUACCAGACGGAGCAGAAGAACAAGGCCAAGCCGAAGGUGGAGGAGUUCACCAUCAGCAUCACGGAUGGAGUUUCUGAGAGGCUAAAGGUCACGAUCCUUAUUGUGCUGGCCUUGGCCUUUUUGGCCUGCAUAGUGUUCCUGGUGGUGUACAAAGCUUUCACCUAUGACCACACCUGUCCUGAUGGAUUUGUGUAUAAGCACAAGCGCUGUAUUCCUGCCUCACUGGAGGCCUAUUACACCGCCCAGGAUGCCAACUCCCGCGGCCGCUUCUACACCGUCAUCAGCCACUACAGCAUGGCCAAGCAGACCACCUCCCGCUCCGUUUCUCCAUGGCUCCCCGCUGGCACCGGCCAGCAUGAUGUCAAGCCACCCAACACAGACAGCCAAUGAGAUUAUCCGUGCAGCUUUAUCAUCACCUACAUCACCUGAAUUAGCUAGCUAAACUGGUUUUUUAUUUAGCAUUAUUUAUUUUAAAAUUUUUGUGUGUAUGUGUUUAAUAUCCAACUAUUAAAGGGUUAGUUUACCCAGUUUUUUUGUGUGUGAACUAUUCUUUUAAAUUAAACAUUUUGUUUGUACAAAGGCAUGACUCUGCAAUCUUGUCAAGCGUUUUCCCCACAAUGUCUGUGAGUGUCAAUGACCCAUUCUGAAAGCAGAAUACCCAUAUGCCCUUAUGUAGUUACAGUAGGUGACAAUGCAAUCUCGAAAGGCAUGAUAAAAACAAAGGGAGUUUUUGUGCUGAAACACAGCACAAAAAAAUAAAUACCUAUGUGUUAGAGUCAAUUUUAUGUACAACCUAUUACAACAUGUUAAUGAAAUGCUGAUAUAGGAUAAGAGUAGUACAGCAAAAGAACAUAUUGCAUAUGUACAGAAAAUAUGGUUCCGACUUUGAACCUGAAUGUAAAUAACCCAUGAGAGCAAUCAGCCAUGGUGUGUAUCUCCGUCAGCACAUUGUAAUAUUAUCACUGUUUCUCAAUGGAAGAGCAGACGUGUCUAGAGCUUUGUAACUUGCUUUCGCUGGUGUCUAUGCUUGCAUUUAACCAGGGACAAAACCUUGGUCUCUGAGAUGAUUUGGUGAAGUGUCUGCCAAAGCUUGAUUUUUUCUGCUAUGUUCGGUCACAAGUCUGCUCUUUUUCCAUUUUUAUAUUUGUUGUCAGAAAAACAGAAAAUUGAUUUUUGAAAUGUUGUGCUGUUGUUAGUUGAGAUGUAGCAAAGUCUGGAGUAAUUUUGAUUGUGUAUCCUUUAGGUUCAAGACAAUAAAGAUAUACAAGAUGUUCAA
Messenger RNA from Myxocyprinus asiaticus (Chinese sucker), 1690 nucleotides. RefSeq names its product neuronal vesicle trafficking-associated protein 2-like. NCBI's taxonomy places the organism in Eukaryota, Metazoa, Chordata, Actinopteri, Cypriniformes, Catostomidae. Gene Ontology annotation, biological process: clathrin coat assembly; G protein-coupled dopamine receptor signaling pathway; endosomal transport. Bases 262 to 804 code for a protein of 180 amino acids. Gene Ontology annotation, cellular component: endosome; membrane. The record is from RefSeq and is a predicted model, not a curated record. Gene Ontology annotation, molecular function: clathrin light chain binding. The transcript has 5 exons.